AUGACACCUUUUUUUCUUGAGUUUAAUUUGCUAGAGCGGUUGACUAGAAUGGCCAAUUCCACCUUCUUCGGGCUGCAUAUUGACGUUCCCGUGGGAGUAUUGGGCGCCAUCAUCGUCGGGCUGACUAUUCUUGGCGGUCUUGCUUCAGGGCUUUUGCUUUGCUUAUUCUCACUUGACACGAAACGCUUAAAUGCUCUUAUUCAACAUGGUCAUACCAAGAGUGCCUGCCAGGCCCGUCGAGUGAUGAUGCUUUUACAUAAAUCGAAGUGGCUAUUAGUUACGCUUUUAUUUCUUGAGGCUGUAGUGGUGGAAAUGAUGCCGCUGGUGUUUGACAUGUUUUUAAAUUCGGUGGCAGCGAUAUUUGUCUCAGUUGGAAUCAUCUUGGUGUUUGCGGAGAUCAUACCACAGGCAGUGUGUAUUCGCCAUGCAUUACAAGUCAGCGCGGCGUUAACGUAUGUAGUCUUGUUCUUCAUGUGUCUAACCUCGCCCAUCACCUGGCCUGUUGGGAAGUUGCUUGACUUUGUUCUCGGGGAUAAGGAGUCUGUCUUUCUGGGACGCACGGAGCUGCUGGAGCUCAUCCGUCUGCAAGAGGAAAUUCGAAACGAAAAACGCAUCAGAACCAUGUCUUCCAUGGCGGUGAAAGACGCCUCUGCUGCUGAAGACGAGGACACCGAGUUUUUACCGGUGGAGUCAACUAUUAUGUUGGGCGCGUUGGGAAUGUCGGAAAAUACGGCUCGCGACGUCUUGAAACGUGGUAUUGCUUCGGUAUACAGCCUACACUGUGACGUUCGCCUAACAAAGCAAAUGACCGAGGACAUUUUUGCCAGGGGGCUUCAGUUUAUUCUUGUCUACAAUGAUCCAAAUGACCCAACAAAUGUGACCAGUGUACUUGAAACCAAGGCGCUCAUAUUGCUAAUUUACUGUCAAGGGGCCGAGUCAGUGCCGCUUGGGGAACUUCCCCUACAUGUAUUGCCUCGGUUCCCAGCUUCAACGCUUUGUAGCGAGUUGUUUGAGGCCUUGCAACACAUGUUGAUUCAGGUUGUCGCCAUCGCCGACGACAAGGGCCGAGUGCUUGGAGCGUUGACAAUGCAGGAUGUUGUGGAGUAUGUUUACAAGAUCUCAUUUCAGGCGGAAAUGGAUCCCAAGGCGCAGAUGCCCUUUCAAAGGAGAGUGCAUUCCUGGAAAAGGUUGUGUGAGGUGCGUGGGGGUUACGCAGCGGGUGGCAGGCACGGCUUAGCUCUGCCUGGGAGACGAGGCGCAAGAACCCCUUCAAAUGACUCUUCACUCUACAGUACGCCUCUCCUCCCAUGCCCUGCUUCUCGACAGGAUGCGCUGCACCCAACCAACUUUGCAGCCCAGCUAACAGGUGACAACCCACACACGCACGGUGAGCAAGCGAAGUAA
Trypanosoma rangeli is the source of this 1404-nucleotide messenger RNA. Its product is annotated as CBS domain-containing protein. The record is from RefSeq and is a predicted model, not a curated record. The transcript has a single exon. Gene Ontology annotation, cellular component: intracellular membrane-bounded organelle. NCBI's taxonomy places the organism in Eukaryota, Euglenozoa, Kinetoplastea, Trypanosomatida, Trypanosomatidae. The coding region runs from base 1 to 1404 and encodes 467 amino acids. Gene Ontology annotation, biological process: magnesium ion homeostasis.